Molecule: messenger RNA, 1234 nt
Organism: Juglans regia (Persian walnut)
Lineage: Eukaryota; Viridiplantae; Streptophyta; Magnoliopsida; Fagales; Juglandaceae
Product: non-specific lipid-transfer protein-like protein At2g13820
Exons: 5
Coding region: 504-1058 (184 amino acids)
Biological process (GO): lipid transport
Molecular function (GO): lipid binding
Source: RefSeq, a predicted model, not a curated record
UUUAUAUACCCAGUUAUCAAUUUCUAGUUGAUGCUAGUGAAAUGUGUAUGACUUUUAAUACCAUAAUCAAACAGAAUCAACUGGGCGAAGAAGAUCAGCGGAGUCAAGCAGGCUGAUUUCCUCCACUGCUCAAACACAUUGCAGAAUUCAUCAGGACCAGUUAAUCCUGCUUCAUGCACAUAUAAUCUUCAACAUUAAAAAAAUGAAGUGACUGGAGUCAGAGGACCUUCAACUGUCCCACAACAAAUCCUACCACACAUGAAAGCCACACUCCCCAUGCCUACGCUUUAUAACGCAACUCCUAAAGCAAAAUGGUCACCUGAGCGUGGGGUAUUUUUUGCAUCAGCCAACAGCUGUGAGUAACAAAGGGAACAGAGGGUGGAGAGAUGGGGGUGCCUAUCAUCUUCUAGAAUAAACUUGCAGUCCUCAGAUGAUACGAAGUUUGGUUGUUAGGCUUCUGAGACACACCCAACCAAAGCUAUUCAGCCACUUUCCAUCAUUCCAUGGCCUUAAGAGGGAUUGACAUGGCUCUAGCCGUGGUCCUAGUUAGCAUUCUAUCUGCAAGAGCUGCUGCUCAAUCAGGUUGUAACAGUGUGCUCAUUGGCUUGGCUCCAUGCCUCAACUAUAUCACAGGAAGCUCCUCAACCCCAUCUUCUUCCUGCUGCUCACAACUUGCUAGUGCCGUACAAUCCAAGCCACAAUGCCUUUGCACGGCGCUAAAUGGUGGUGGCGCAUCAUUGGGUAUAACAAUCAACCAGACGCUUGCUCUUGCGCUCCCAGGUGCUUGCAAUGUGCAAACUCCGCCCGUCAGCCAGUGCAAUGCUGCUAAUGGACCUGCACCAUCCCCUGUCGCUUCCCCACUAAGUUCACCGGAAGGUGUACCUGAUGGCUCUUCAGAUCAAACUCCAAACCCUGCAACUAGCUCAUCGGAACCAGGACCUGGAUCUAAAUCAGUUCCAACAACAGCCACGGGUUCUUCCAAUGGUGCUAUUGUAAUGAAUCUCGAGAUGCCCCUUCAGCUCGCCCUCCUUUUCCUCUUCAUGGCUACGUAUAAUUAAAUUUUCUGCAGCUUCUGAGUUUUCUUUGGGAGUUUAUGGGGGCUGUAACUACUAUUUGAGGUCUUGUUUUGUGUCUUGCAUCAAUGUAAUAUCUUCCGUAAAGUUUUUAUUUUUCGCUUACUAUAAUGUAUGAGUGUUCUUCUUAUCGAAAAUAAUGUAUAACUGUUCUUCUUAUA